AUGGGUUUCUUUGACAAGGCUAAGGCUUAUGCUGAACAAAAGGGUAAAGAUGAAUUGAAUCAAAGGUUCAACAACUUGAGCGUUGGUGGAUCUAACAACAAUAACAGUUCCUCUAACUCUGGUAACAAUGAUGAUUCUUACGGUUCUAACAAUAACAAUGAUGAUUCUUACGGUUCUAACAAUAACAAUGACGACUCAUACGGUUCUAACAAUAACGAUGAUUCCUACGGUUCUAACAACAAUGAUGAUUCUUAUGGUUCCAAGAAGAGUGGUAAGAAGGGUGGUGACUCAUACGGUUCCAACAAUGACGACUCUUAUGGUUCCAACAACAACAACAAUGACGAUUCUUAUGGUUCCAACAACAACAAUGACUCUUAUGGUUCUAACAACAAUGAUGAUUCCUACGGUUCUAACAACAAUGAUGACUCUUACAGUUCCAAGAAGAGCGGUAAGAAGGGUGGUGACUCAUACGGUUCCAACAAUGACGACUCCUACGGUUCCAACAACAACAACGAUGACUCUUAUGGUUCUAACAACAAUGAUGACUCUUACAGUUCCAAGAAGAGUGGUAAGAAGGGUGGUAACUCAUAUGGUUCCAACAAUGACGACUCCUACGGUUCCAACAACAACAAUGAUGAUUCCUACGGUUCUAACAACAACAACGGUGACUCUUAUGGUUCUAACAACAAUGAUGACUCUUACAGUUCCAAGAAGAGUGGUAAGAAGGGUGGUAACUCAUACGGUUCCAGCAAUGACGACUCCUACGGUUCCAACAAUAACAAUGACGACUCUUAUGGUUCUAACAACAACAACGAUGAUUCCUACGGUUCUAACAACAAUGAUGACUCUUAUGGUUCCAAGAAGAGUGGUAAGAAGGGUGGUAACUCAUACGGUUCCAGCAAUGACGACUCCUACGGUUCCAACAAUAACAAUGACGACUCUUAUGGUUCUAACAACAACGAUGAUUCCUACGGUUCUAACAACAACGAUGACUCUUAUGGUUCCAAGAAAAGUGGUAGAGGUGGUAACUCCUACGGUUCCAACAAUGACGACUCAUAUGGUUCUAACAACAAUGAUAAUUCUUACGGUUCCAACAAUGACGAUUCUUACGGUUCUGGUAACAAUAAUGAUUCUUAUGGUUCUGGUAGAGGAGGUCGUGGUGAUGAUUAUUAG
Molecule: messenger RNA, 1173 nt
Organism: Saccharomycodes ludwigii
Lineage: Eukaryota; Fungi; Ascomycota; Saccharomycetes; Saccharomycodales; Saccharomycodaceae
Gene: DDR48
Product: DNA damage-responsive protein 48
Exons: 1
Coding region: 1-1173 (390 amino acids)
Source: RefSeq, a predicted model, not a curated record